Messenger RNA from Ascochyta rabiei, 996 nucleotides. RefSeq names its product 3-hydroxyacyl-CoA dehydrogenase. Bases 1 to 996 code for a protein of 331 amino acids. Gene Ontology annotation, biological process: fatty acid metabolic process. Lineage: Eukaryota; Fungi; Ascomycota; Dothideomycetes; Pleosporales; Didymellaceae. The transcript has a single exon. The record is from RefSeq and is a predicted model, not a curated record. Gene Ontology annotation, molecular function: oxidoreductase activity, acting on the CH-OH group of donors, NAD or NADP as acceptor; NAD+ binding.
AUGCCUCACUCCACCACCACUCUUCCCGUUCAACACGUCUCCAUCGUCGGCUGCGGUUCGAUUGGCGCUUCAUGGGCAGCGCUGUUUCUUGCCCAAGGCUUGACAGUCACGGCGUUUGACAUCAACGCCGCUGCGGAAACAACAUUACGGAAGCUGGUCGCCCAUGCCCUCCCCGUGCUCAAAUCUCUCGGUCUGCAGAAGACCCUCUUUGCGUCUGCCGACAAGAUCAUCUUCACAACCGACCUGAAGGAGGCGCUGCAACAUGCAGACUUUGUGCAAGAGAACGGACCGGAAAGACUGGAGCUCAAGCAGAAGAUGUUCGAGGAGAUGGCUGGUCUCGUACGAUCUGAUGUGAUCCUCGCGACAUCCUCCAGCGGUUUAACAUGCAGUUCAAUCCAGGAAGGCAUGUCUGCCUCAUCGAGCCCGGAGCGAGUCAUCGUCGGCCACCCCUUCAACCCACCCCAUCUAAUCCCGCUUGUCGAAGUCGUCGGCGGAACAAAGACAUCACAAGACACCAUCGACCGAACAAUGGCAUUUUACAACGCCAUGGGGAAAAAAGCCGUCCACGUCAAGAAGGAGAACGUCGGCCACAUCGCCAACCGGCUGCAGGCCGCACUCAUGCGCGAGAUGCUAUCCAUGCUGCAGAACGACACCUGCACCAUCUCCGACAUGGACGACGCCAUGGCCUACGGUCCAGGUCUCAGAUGGGGCGUCAUGGGUCCUAACAUGCUGUUCCAUCUUGCGGGCGGCGAGCACGGCGCACAGCACAUGGCAGAUCACCUGCUCGAGCCAGUGACUACUUGGUGGGCCAAGGAAGACCCGGUGCUUGACGACGCGCUGAAGAAGAAGUGGGUCGACAGCACAAUGGAUGCCGUCAGAGAGAGGAAGUUUGAUGAUCUGGUCACGCAGCGCGAUUCCGAGUUGGUGCAGCUGUUGAAUAUGAGGAAGGAGUGGGACGGAUAUGCCGAGGCGAGGAAAGGGCGGCAGCAGGAAUAG